Molecule: messenger RNA, 3811 nt
Organism: Sceloporus undulatus (fence lizard)
Lineage: Eukaryota; Metazoa; Chordata; Lepidosauria; Squamata; Phrynosomatidae
Product: signal transducer and activator of transcription 5B
Exons: 18
Coding region: 289-2637 (782 amino acids)
Biological process (GO): regulation of cell population proliferation; cytokine-mediated signaling pathway; regulation of transcription by RNA polymerase II
Molecular function (GO): DNA-binding transcription factor activity, RNA polymerase II-specific; RNA polymerase II cis-regulatory region sequence-specific DNA binding
Source: RefSeq, a predicted model, not a curated record
CCGCCCCCCGCUUUCGUGAGGGAGAGAGGCGGGACUGGAGGCUGGGACUCCGGGAGGGAGGCAGGCAGGAAGGGCUGUGGCUGUGGCUGGAGCCCUGGUGGCGGCUGAGAGAGAGACGAGGGCGAGGACGAGGCCGGGCUGCUGCUGCUGCUGCUGCUGAGGGAGCCGGCCAGGCCCGGGGUCGGAGGCGCCGAGGGACUCUGCCCAGCCAGGACUGGGCCGCGGAGGCCCAGUGGUGUUCAAGGAUUCUGGUCAAGUUCAAGGAACCAGAGGAGCAGGUACUGAACUAUGGCAGUGUGGAUCCAAGCCCAACAGCUGCAAGGGGAUGCCUUGAGGCAGAUGCAAGCCUUAUAUGGCCAGCACUUUCCAAUUGAGGUCCGCCAUUACCUCUCACAGUGGAUUGAGAGCCAGCCAUGGGACUCCAUUGACCUGGACAAUCCUCAGGAGGGUGCCAAAGCCACACAGCUGCUGGAAGGACUCAUCCAGGAACUGCAGAAGAAGGCAGACCACCAAGUGGGUGAGGACGGCUUUCUUCUGAAGAUCAAACUGGGUCAUUAUGCCACCCAGCUGCAGAACACAUAUGAACACUGCCCUCUGGAGUUGGUACGUUGCAUUCGGCACAUCCUCUAUCAUGAGCAGCGUCUGGUGCGAGAAGCCACAGAUAGCCCCUCCCCAGCUAGCAGUCUUGCUGAUGCCCUGUCUCAGAAGCAUCUACAGAUCAAUCAGACCUUCGAGGAGCUUCGUUUGGUCACCCAAGACACUGAGAACCAGCUGAAGAAGCUUCAACAGACACAGGAAUACUUCAUCAUCCAGUACCAAGAGAGCCUUCGUCUACAAGCCCAACUUACUCAGCUUGCCCAGCUAAACCCCCAGGAGCGGAUGACUCGUGAGCCUACUUUGCAGCAGAAGAAGGCAUCUUUGGAAGCUUGGCUGCACCGGGAGGCACAGACGUUGCAGCAGUAUCGUGUGGAGUUGGCAGAAAAGCACCAACAAACAUUGGCCCUACUUCGCAAGCAGCAGACAAUCAUCCUGGAUGAUGAACUUAUCCAGUGGAAAAGGAGGCAACAGCUGGCAGGAAAUGGUGGACCUCCUGAAGGGCCUUUGGAUGGCCUGCAAACCUGGUGUGAGAAGCUGGCUGAGAUCAUCUGCCAGAAUCGUCAGCAAGUGCGACGUGCUGAACACCUCUGUCAGCAGCUCCCUAUCCCUGGGCCCAUUGAGGAAAUGCUGGCAGACCUCAAUGCCACCGUUACAGACGUCAUUUCUGCCCUGGUCACAAGCACUUUCAUAAUUGAAAAGCAGCCUCCUCAAGUGCUGAAAACCCAGACAAAGUUUGCAGCCACAGUACGGCUGUUAGUUGGUGGAAAGUUGAAUGUUCACAUGAAUCCCCCUCAGGUGAAGGCCACCAUCAUCAGCGAGCAGCAGGCCAAAGCCCUCCUGAAGAAUGAGAGCACCCGCAAUGAGAGCAGUGGUGAUAUUUUGAACAACUGCUGUGUGAUGGAAUAUCACCAGGCGACUGGAACACUGAGUGCUCAUUUUCGCAACAUGUCCUUGAAGCGGAUCAAGCGCUCAGAUCGACGUGGUGCUGAGUCAGUGACUGAGGAGAAGUUCACCAUCCUCUUCGAAUCUCAGUUCAGUGUUGGUGGCAAUGAGCUAGUGUUCCAGGUGAAGACAUUGUCUUUGCCUGUAGUGGUGAUUGUGCAUGGCAGUCAGGACAACAAUGCCACUGCCACAGUGCUGUGGGACAAUGCUUUUGCAGAGCCAGGUCGUGUGCCCUUUGCUGUGCCUGACAAAGUGAUGUGGUCACAACUCUGUGAGGCCCUGAACAUGAAGUUCAAGUCUGAAGUCCAGAGCAGCCGAGGGCUCACCAAGGAGAACCUUCUCUUCCUGGCUCAGAAGCUCUUCAAUAGCAACAGCAACCACUUAGAAGACUACAACAACAUGGCUGUCUCCUGGGCUCAGUUCAAUAGGGAGAACCUUCCAGGGCGAAAUUACACAUUCUGGCAGUGGUUUGAUGGAGUGAUGGAGGUCCUAAAGAAGCACUUGAAGCCUCACUGGAAUGACGGGGCUAUUCUAGGUUUUGUCAACAAGCAGCAGGCUCAUGAUUUAUUAAUCAACAAGCCAGAUGGAACUUUCCUCCUCAGGUUCAGUGACUCUGAAAUUGGUGGUAUCACAAUUGCCUGGAAGUUUGAUAAUACUGACAGAAUGUUCUGGAACCUGAUGCCCUUCACCACCCGUGACUUCUCCAUCCGGUCCCUAGCAGACCGUCUUGGAGAUCUCCCCUAUCUCCUUUUUGUGUAUCCUGAGAGGCCCAAAGAAGAGGUCUUCUCCAAAUACUACAUGCCAGUCCUUGCAAAGGCUGUGGAUGGAUAUGUGAAGCCACAGAUCAAGCAAGUUGUGCCAGAGUUUGCCACCACAUCUGGGGACUCUGCAGGUGGAGGGACUACCUACAUGGAACAAGCUUCAUCCCCAGCUGUUUGUCCUCAAUCCCACUACAACAUGUAUCCACAGAACCCUGACUCUGUACUGGACCCAGAAGGGGACUUUGAUUUGGAUGACUCGAUGGAUGUGGCACGACAUGUGGAGGAACUGCUGAGGCGCCCCAUGGACAGCCAGUGGAUCUCGCAUGCACAGUCAUGACCUUGCCCCCUUCCCUGAAGAGACCAUGCAGAGACUGUGAAACAUGGGCGUGGGGAGGCCAUUGCCAUGCAAGAAUUCAGCUGCUGUGGGGGAUGCACUUCCUCACCCUUAGUGGGGCAAGUUUGCCAUGCUCUAGCUGAAGGGAGAUGCUUGUGAGGCAAUGGGUGCCAUCCCUUCCUUUGCCCCGUACAAAAGGCAGUGGAGUGUUAUCGCUUGGUUUUCCCAUCUGCUCUGCUGAGAGACUUGCCUCAGGCCUUCUGCUUCAGCACACUGCCUCGUUCUGCAAGCUACUGUUUGAUUUGUGUCAGAAAACCAUUCCCUCCCACCCUCCCAGAAUGCAACACACUGCCAUUCUUUGCCUAGAAGCCUUUUGGGUGUCUGGAAGUGGGGAGGAGUGAGCUGUGGAAGAGAGUAGGCCUUAUUUGAAGGAUCAUAUUUUGUAAUCUUUCUGUGUAUGCAUUUUAUUCUCUCUCUACUGCGCCUCAGAAAAACGGUGUGUGUUUGUUUGCGAGUAUGGUGUGUGUGUCUGCAUUUGGCCUAUGUUUCCAUUGUGCAGGCAUGUGCGUGAUGUUCUGUGUAAGAAGCAUUCGCUCUGUGGAAGCACUGCUUCUGUUUGUACCCAGACACUGAGGUCUGCUCCUGCCAGGUCCCCUUUGGCUUGGCAGAGUCCCCUGGAGCCAUUUUAUGUGCCCUUCUCCUCUUAGUUUCAUCCCAGUCUUUUGUCUUGUCAAAAGAUAGUUGCUUUACAUCUUGGCUGCUCCAUCUAAUGUCCCUUGGCUUUCAGUAUGUUUGAUGUUUUGCACCCUGGUAUCAUGUGUUUAGAAGAUUUUGUGUGUGUGUAGGGGGAAAAUAUAUUCCCCUUUUCUCUCUCACUCUCUCUAAACAAAUUGUGAAUUGCAGAACUAAAAUCUGAAAUAAUUAUGUAUCUGCCUCACCCACCCACUUAAAAUAGGGAGUGGGAAGCAGGUUCCAGAGUUUUAUUGGUAGUUUCAGAAAAGAAAGAGUUGCCCUAAGGAGAGAGUUCUAGACAAUUCAAGAACAAUUGCCACUUCUGUUUUUCUUCUCUUCUCUCUGCAAACCCUGAUCUCUCAUUUGGCUUAGACAACUGGGAAGAAUAGCAACCUACAAGCACUAUUUUUAUACCUAAUAGACAAUAAAGCACAGACUAUUUUAA